Molecule: messenger RNA, 1005 nt
Organism: Talaromyces stipitatus ATCC 10500
Lineage: Eukaryota; Fungi; Ascomycota; Eurotiomycetes; Eurotiales; Trichocomaceae
Product: dihydrodipicolinate synthetase family protein
Exons: 2
Coding region: 1-1005 (334 amino acids)
Molecular function (GO): 4-hydroxy-tetrahydrodipicolinate synthase activity
Source: RefSeq, a predicted model, not a curated record
AUGGGAUCUACCAGCAAGACCGGAACUCCAUACCCUCCCGGGAUUCACGUUCCCAGUUUGACCUGGUUCAAGUCAGACGAAACCCAAACCAUAGACUGGGACGUUCAACGAAAACAUCUCGAGUUCUUGAUCGGCAGCGGAUUACCUGGCGUUGUUAUCUGCGGCACGAACGGUGAAGCUGCGGCAGUCACACCCCAGGAGAAAUCAAAGCUUAUAAGUCUUACGCGCUUGGUUGCGCAGGAACUCGGACGAGCAGAUAUUACUAUUACCUGCGGCACAUAUGGUGGUUGCACACAGGCGAUUAUUGAGGAUACAAAGCUUGCGGCGGAAGCUGGUGCGGACUUUGUCCUUGUUUUGGUGCCUUCAUUCUUUCAUUUCGCGCUUGAUCAGGAUGCUAUUGUUGGUUUCUACCAAGAGGUUGCCUCCGCUUCACCGAUCCCUAUUGUCAUCUACAACUUUCCCGGGGUCGUGAGCGGGUUGAAUGUGAACUCGGAGAUGUUGCAAGUCCUCGGUGACCACUCUAACAUCGUGGCCGUUAAGCUUACCUGUGGUACUAUCGCAUCUGUGGCGAGGACGGUUGCCAACUUCGGGCCGGGUUUGGACUUGAAAAAUAAUAAAUACGCUGGACAACCUCGAUUUGUCGCUCUUGCUGGCCAGAGUGACUGGUUGGUCCCUUGUUUGAGUGUUGGAGGUACCGGUUGUGUGACUGGUAUGGCGAAUUUGUAUCCUAAGACAUGUAUCGAAAUCUUCAACCUCUAUGUCGCCGGUAAGAAAACCGAAGCCGAGGAACUCCAGAUCAAGCUUGCCAGCGUCGAGUGGGGCUUUGGAAAGGGAGGGAUCAAUGGCACAAAGUGGGUUGUUGGUAAAUUUCUGGGAUAUCCAGAGGAAAGCACUUGGUGUCGACGACCGUAUCCCAAAUUCUUGGAUAACGGAAAGAGGGAAUGGAUUGAGACUAUUGUGAAACCACUUCAGGAGAUCGAGACUGCUCUUGACAAGAGAGGCUGA